CCAACCCUCUAGUGCUGGUGUUGUGAAACACACUCGAAUAAAACGAUACCAAUAAUAUAACAAGUUGGUGGAGGCGCACCGAGUGAGGACCGAGUACUGUAGUUUGUUGCUUUACAAAACAGAAGCUAUUCAAAGGGUUUGCUGUGCAUUGGUAAUCUAUAACAAUGGCUACAAGAUCCGUAUGGGCUUCCAGGGCUGCUUCUUACCUCAGGAUUUCUGUCUUCAACAGAGGAUUCGCUUCUGUUGUAAAAGAUCUGAAGUAUGCAGAUAGCCAUGAAUGGGUAAAAAUAGAUGGUAAUUCUGCCACUGUUGGUAUAACCGACCAUGCUCAAGAUCAUUUGGGUGAUGUUGUGUUUGUUGAAUUACCGGAGGUGGGUGCUGCUGUCACACAGGGAGAGGGUUUUGGUGCAGUUGAAAGUGUCAAGGCUACUAGUGAUAUAAAUUGUCCUGUUUCAGGAAAAGUGAUUGAAGUCAAUGAAGAGCUGAACGACUCCCCUGCUCUGGUCAACUCUAGUCCUUAUGAAAAGGGAUGGAUCAUAAAGGUUGAAAUGAGUGAUGCUGGUGAGACAAAGAAUUUGAAGGACUCUGAUGAGUAUUCUAAAUUCUGUGAAGAAGAAGAUGGCCAACACUGAGUAGACCUUGGCAUGGUGGAACACUGAGCAUUCAUCAAAAAGGGCUCUGGUUUCUCGAGUUCAUGAUAUGCAUUUCUCUCAUCCAAUCAUGUGUUUUCUCAAUUCUCUUUGUUGCAAAUGAUAAAACCAGUAGAUUUUGCCCCUUGGAACAUCGGAAAUAAUCCUUAGUUUUGCAUGGAAUAAUCGGUGUUUUGUUAAAUUUUGAUGAUUUGAUUCUCUGCAAAAUAAUAUUCGGAGGCAAGAAGCCCUUGAUAGAGUA
Mercurialis annua (annual mercury) is the source of this 891-nucleotide messenger RNA. RefSeq names its product glycine cleavage system H protein 2, mitochondrial. The record is from RefSeq and is a predicted model, not a curated record. Lineage: Eukaryota; Viridiplantae; Streptophyta; Magnoliopsida; Malpighiales; Euphorbiaceae. Gene Ontology annotation, cellular component: cytoplasm; glycine cleavage complex; mitochondrion. The coding region runs from base 165 to 632 and encodes 155 amino acids. Gene Ontology annotation, biological process: glycine decarboxylation via glycine cleavage system; protein lipoylation. The transcript is spliced from 3 exons.